Melopsittacus undulatus (budgerigar) is the source of this 9122-nucleotide messenger RNA. RefSeq names its product cleavage and polyadenylation specific factor 2 (gene CPSF2). The record is from RefSeq and is a predicted model, not a curated record. The coding region runs from base 263 to 2611 and encodes 782 amino acids. Gene Ontology annotation, molecular function: RNA binding. Gene Ontology annotation, cellular component: mRNA cleavage and polyadenylation specificity factor complex. NCBI's taxonomy places the organism in Eukaryota, Metazoa, Chordata, Aves, Psittaciformes, Psittaculidae. Gene Ontology annotation, biological process: mRNA 3'-end processing by stem-loop binding and cleavage. The transcript is spliced from 15 exons.
UUUCGCGGGGCGGAAGCGUUGGCAGGGCGCGCCGGUGGGCCUGAGGGAGGCCGGCGCGCAGGCGGUCCCAGGGCGGGUGGCGGCGGCGGCAGCGGGAGUGGCUGCUCGGCAGGCAGCGAGAGUGGCUGCUCGGCAGGCAGCGGGAGUGGCUGCUCGGCAGGCAGCGGGAGUGGCUGCUCGGCAGGCAGCGGUGUGGGCCACGCUGCGGCCGGGCCCGGGGCUCGAUUAGCUCUGUUGGAGAUUAAACACUUGGGAGAGGAAAAUGACAUCGAUUAUCAAGUUGACUACACUUUCAGGGGUGCAAGAGGAAUCUGCCCUUUGCUAUCUGUUGCAAGUAGAUGAGUUUCGUUUUCUUUUGGACUGUGGCUGGGAUGAAAACUUUUCUAUGGAUAUUAUUGAUUCUCUGAAAAAACAUGUACACCAAGUUGAUGCUGUUCUUCUUUCUCAUCCUGAUCCUCUACACCUUGGUGCACUUCCAUACGCAGUUGGAAAAAUGGGGUUGAAUUGUGCCAUUUAUGCAACUAUUCCUGUAUAUAAAAUGGGACAGAUGUUCAUGUAUGAUCUCUACCAGUCCCGCCAUAAUACCGAAGAUUUCACACUCUUUACAUUGGAUGAUGUAGAUGCAGCCUUUGAUAAGAUACAACAGCUGAAGUUUUCUCAGAUUGUGAACUUGAAAGGCAAAGGACAUGGUUUGUCAAUCACGCCACUGCCAGCUGGACACAUGAUAGGAGGCACAAUCUGGAAGAUUGUCAAGGAUGGGGAGGAAGAAAUUGUUUAUGCAGUUGAUUUCAACCACAAGAGGGAGAUUCAUCUGAAUGGAUGUUCCUUGGAAAUGCUGAGCAGGCCUUCAUUGCUUAUUACAGAUUCAUUUAAUGCUACUUAUGUACAACCCAGAAGGAAGCAAAGGGAUGAACAGCUACUGACUAAUGUUUUGGAGACAUUGCGAGGUGAUGGAAAUGUGUUAAUAGCGGUGGAUACAGCAGGUAGAGUUCUGGAGCUUGCUCAACUCCUUGAUCAGAUCUGGAGAACUAAGGAUGCAGGAUUAGGAGUCUACUCCCUAGCACUUCUGAAUAAUGUCAGCUACAAUGUAGUGGAGUUUUCUAAAUCACAGGUUGAAUGGAUGAGUGACAAGUUGAUGAGGUGCUUUGAGGACAAGAGAAACAAUCCUUUUCAGUUCCGCCAUCUCUCCUUAUGUCAUAGUUUGUCUGAUCUGGCACGAGUGCCGAGUCCAAAAGUUGUUCUUGCCAGUCAGCCUGACUUAGAGUGUGGGUUUUCUAGAGAUCUUUUUAUUCAGUGGUGCCAGGACUCCAAAAACUCUAUAAUUUUAACUUACCGGACUACACCUGGAACAUUAGCACGAUUCCUGAUUGAUAAUCCUUCUGAGAAGGUUAUUGAUAUUGAGUUGAGGAAACGUGUCAAGUUGGAAGGAAAAGAACUUGAAGAAUACCUAGAAAAGGAGAAACUAAAGAAAGAAGCAGCUAAGAAGUUAGAACAGUCUAAAGAGGCAGAUAUCGAUUCCAGCGAUGAGAGUGAUGCUGAAGAGGAUAUUGAUCAGCCAACUGUACAUAAGACCAAACAUGAUUUGAUGAUGAAAGGUGAAGGUAGCCGGAAAGGCAGCUUCUUCAAGCAAGCAAAGAAGUCUUAUCCAAUGUUUCCAGCCCCUGAAGAAAGAAUUAAAUGGGAUGAAUAUGGCGAGAUUAUCAAACCUGAGGAUUUUCUAGUUCCAGAACUUCAAGCAACAGAAGAAGAAAAAAGCAAAUUAGAAUCUGGUCUGACAAAUGGAGAAGAGCCUAUGGACCAGGAUUUAUCAGAUGUUCCUACCAAAUGUAUUUCUGCAACAGAAUCAAUGGAAAUUAAAGCCAGAGUUACAUAUAUUGACUAUGAAGGACGCUCAGAUGGUGACUCAAUUAAAAAAAUUAUUAACCAAAUGAAACCAAGACAACUGAUCAUUGUCCAUGGACCACCUGAGGCCAGUCAGGACCUUGCAGAAUGUUGCAGAGCUUUUGGUGGAAAAGAUAUUAAAGUUUAUAUGCCAAAACUACAUGAAACUGUAGAUGCAACCAGCGAAACUCACAUUUACCAGGUCAGGUUAAAAGAUUCUCUUGUCAGCUCCCUUCAGUUCUGUAAAGCCAAGGAUGCCGAGUUGGCUUGGAUAGAUGGUGUUCUGGACAUGCGGGUUUCAAAAGUGGAUACUGGAGUUAUUUUGGAAGAGGGGGAGCUGAGGGAAGAUGAAGAACUGGAGAUGCAAGUGGAUGUGCCUUCUUCAGACUCUAGUGUUAUUGCACAACAGAAGGCCAUGAAAAGCCUCUUUGGUGAUGAUGACAAGGAGAUGUGUGAGGAGAGCGAGAUUAUUCCUACUUUGGAACCUCUGCCACCCCAUGAGGUUCUUGGACAUCAGUCUGUGUUUAUGAAUGAGCCAAGGCUGUCUGACUUCAAGCAAGUUCUCUUGCGAGAAGGUAUUCAAGCUGAAUUUGUAGGAGGAGUGCUUGUGUGCAACAACAUGGUGGCCGUUCGCAGGACUGAAACAGGGCGCAUUGGAUUGGAAGGCUGUCUCUGUCAGGACUUCUACAGGAUAAGAGACCUUUUAUAUGAACAGUACGCUAUCGUCUAAGGAAAGUGCUGCAAAGAUGGUUUUAUUUGAACUUUUAAAGACAAUGGGGACUUCUCUCAAUUUUGACUUUUUGUAGCUUUCUAAUUUAUACAGAUGAAACCUAAUUCCUAAAGAACAAUUAACUACCCUGAACAUGUAAAUAAUUGCUACUCAUCUUCUUCAUAAAUCUGUUGGUACAUUCCAUGUUGUUGACUUUCAAACUGUUGCUGUCUCCCACAUAACACAUUGUAAAUGAAUUUAUGAUUAUCCUUCUUAGGAAAGUUUCAAAUUGUCAGAAUGUGUCUUGGUUUCACAGAUUCCCUGCCAAAGAAUACAAAAUAGAGCAAAGUUAUUCUUCUAUUUUAAAAUAACAUUAGAUGGGGAACCAUGAGUUGCUUUGGUUUUGUUCUUUUUGGUUCUUGUGUAGUUGGGGUUUUUGGUUUGAUUUCCUUUUGUUUGGUUGGUUUUAUAAAUAACUCUGAUUAGCAGGACAGUCAAGUGUGAUUUGUUUGUUUUGUUUGGUUUUUGUUCAUUUAAAUGAAGAUUAGCUAAAGUACAUUUUUAAUAGCCAUUUAAAGCUAGACUUAUCUAACAUCUCCCCGGUGUUAAUCUGACUGCAUCUUGGUCUUGCAUCUGCUGUGUCUUACUGAUUUGUUCCAAAACAGCAUUUCACAUUCUAUAUCAAAAAAUGUACUUUGGAAAGGUACUGCAAGAUGACUGGAUAAUACUGUCAGGCAGUUUAGAAUCCAGUGAUUGUGUGCUUCAGUGUAAUUUCUGUGCCAGCAUACAGAAUUUGCAACUUCAAGCUUUUGCAAAAUUAUGCCAACUGGAAAAUCUUUUUGAGUUCUGACUUUAAUCCUUCCAAAACCUAAAGCCUUUAUCUAUGCAGUGCUGUUUUUUUGGAGUGGUGUGAGUCAAGUUCAGGAAGAUCCUUUAUCUUGAAAUACGACUCGUGAUGUGUUUGAUGGUUUUGUGCCAUGUUUCAUUCUACUUGCAUGUGUUGUGCCAUUUUUCAUUCUAGUUGACAGUGGGACUUACUGUAGCUGCUGAUGCUGGGAAUUGACCUUUUUAGGUGAAAAUGAGCAGUUUUGGGUGCCUUAAUUUCUCAGAAAUUAACUUACUCAAAUGGCCUCUAGAGAGUUUAUUUAAUACUUCUUUUCCCUGUCCACAUAUGAACCACCAGCUUUGGCAGCGGAGAGUUGCUUGCUUGUUUUUACAUACAGCAGCAAUGUAAUUCAUACUUUCUGUGUGUCUGUUUAAAUAAAACACUUUUUAAAAAGUGGCAAAAAUAGCCCUGUGGGCUCUCAGUGAAAAGAUAACUUACUUUGCAGUUUAUUGCUGAGAAAUAGUUUUCUAUCUGAUCUACAGACUAUAUUCUGUUUUAAAUAGUAACUUAAAACUAAAGACCGUGUUAAAGCAAAACAAAAACAAAACAAGCACUUGUUAGAACUAUAUGCUAAAAAUGUAGAAACCUUGAAAACUGAAUACUCAGUGACAAUGUAUUUUGUUACACAAAGCAAACCAUAGCUAGGAAUGGCUUCAAUGUGCUGCUUUGCUUUUUUAUUAUUAUUUUUAUUUAUUUUCUAUUUUAUUGACAGCCACAACUUCAUAGAAAUGCUCUGGGUUUGUAGCUGGUUUGUAGCAAUGCUGUCUAAAUCUACAUGAUACUGGGUGCUUGUUGGUUAAUACUAUUGUAUUGUUGCUUAUAUUAAUGAACUUUCAUAAAGUGAACUUCUUGGUGCAUGAUGAUUUUGGCCUUAGGACUUGAGGGCUUAGCGUGGGCAGAGAUCACACAUGCCUGCAUGCAAUAUGCUAAUAAAGGAAAAAUCCCUUAGGAAAUCAAACUAAAAAUAGUGCUGUUCUUAAAGGAUAAAGACAGGACAGUCUGAUAAUAAAUCUAUCAGUUUUGUUUUUUUAACCUAUUGAUUCAAAUUCUGCACAGUUAAACAAAAGAUUAGGUUACUGUUUGCUAAAUUCCUGUGUUCUGUUAUAGGAGAACCCCAAAUUAGUGCCAUCACUAUGGAAGAGGUUCAAGCCUUGGUAUGAGCAAACCAGCUAAAUGUUCUUUUUCAGUCUAUUUAGCAUAAGUGUGGCUUGAAAUCAGACCUAGAAAGCUGAUACUCAAAGGCUUUUCAGUCAUCUGAGGACUGGGACUAGGGAAAGCUGUUUUUUUUGUGGACAAUUCUAGUAGUGAGAUGGGUGAAGGGGAAUACAGGAUGUCUGUACUAAACACAUGACAUGCUGCAUCUGCACUGUGGGGCAGGUGUGCUCCUUGGCUAUGUAUUCACUUGUGGAACUGAAGAGCAUUCUCAUAAAUUUUGCAGUCCUCUGUUAGCUCUCAUAUUAUUAUUGUUCUAUUUUAUUUUUUUCCUUAAGUGUGAUUAACUUUAAACAAUAAUUGAACUUCUCUGUAAUUUUCAAGGUUUCUAAUCAAAUUCUUGUUUGUAUCUGAAAUGAAAGAUUCAUUUCCCCUUACCUCCACAAAAUGUCAGUGCUGCCAUGGACUGUAAGCUGUAUUUUCUGACUUCUAUUUCUUCGCUAGCACUAAAAAUUUGAUACAGUGUAUCACUUUUUACUCUCUGCUGUAUUGCUUUUGAGGCCAAGAAUAUUAACUUCAAGUUAAGAAAAAAACCCAGUUUUGGUACUUACUUUGACCAUUCAGAAGUAUUUCAGUCCAAGGGCCUUCGAUAAUGUGAAUUCCACAGCUAAUAAGACCCAGUAAAGAGGGGGUAAAAGAGACUAGAAAGGCAGAAACUUGGCUUCUUCAAGUAGUUGUAGGUAAAUCCCAGCUAUCUGUAUUUUCUUCUUCCUGUGCCUAUAUAAUAGAAUAUGAAGAUGUAUUCCAAAAGAUUAAAGGAAUGUAGAGGCAGAACUCUUUAAUAAUAAAAGAAAAAAUUCUAGGAUUGUUAAGCAGUUCCCAUUGUCUAAACAUAGCUUUAACCUGAAGCUAAAUGGCUUUGUGGGCGACAGUCUCAUUUUUAAUCAUUUUACUUUGACAGUAUGUGCUGGAGCUGAAAAUCUGUUGUCUUCUCCUUCCCUGAGCAGUGUUUAGACUUAACCAGAUCCACUUUUCAAAAUAACGGAAAGGUGGUAUGCCCUGCAUUCAGUCAGAGACUGAAGCAGUUUCAUAAAAGCAUUUGAGAUAUGUUUGGUAGAAUUUCCUUGGAAAUGUAGGAGUUCUUCUGUGUGUGUACUGGCUUUUAAUUGCAGUCAAACGCUAUUAAUCUGGAAUAAACAAGCAAAAAAGAUACCCUACCAACACACAGACACCACUCCCCCUCCCCAAAUAAUUGUUAUAGAUGUUUGUACCCUAAAACACUUACAUAGUACAUAUUUCAUUGAUAAGGCAUAUGACAUGUAUUAAUGUUUUGUUUAGGAGAAGGGAGUGUGUUGCCUGGGGAAAACAUUUAAACCACUAAAAUUUUUGAGACUUUAUCAAAAGAAAUCUUACUGUCAGGAUCUGAACAUGGCACAAUAUUCUGUUUGAUAGCUUUUCCAGAUAUUUUCAUAGUUUUAAAAAGCGUGCUGGGGAAGAUACUGCAUUCAAAUCUGAUUAAGUAUCUAGUAAACAAUUUUAGGUCUUAGUCUGAAAACUAUGUAAGGAACUGAUGGUAGUUCAAAACGGGUUAAUGAAUCUAGAUCAAAUAGUCUUUAAAACUGCCUGGUGAAAUUUCUUUUUAAAAAUGCUUUAAAUAGUCUGAAGUCUUCUCUGAUUGGAACAGGGGUAUGACAUAAAAGAUCACAAUUUGUAUCAUUAGGAUUUAUUUUGUAAAUGGGAGUCCAUAGCAUGGCUUGUUUCCUGCAAGUAGAGAAUAGAGUAGGUAGCCAAAGUUUAUGUGAGCAGCAUCCAUCAAAAAAAAAAAAAAAGUCCUUUUUUGUCUUCCCGUAGAGUUGAAAGCUUCCGUUACAAUAGCACGAUCUUUUACAGAAAAUCAUCUUCCAGGAAAUAUGCCAGCAGAGCAAAUAUUUCACUGGAUAUUUUAAAUGGUCUAAAAUUUCACCGUCACUUCAUGAUAAGUAAUGUAUGUUAUGAACUAUUAGUGAACUGUUACUGCUUGACCGGUAUUAAUCAGGGAUGAAAAAGCACAUUGUUUUAGGGUUUCUAAAUUAUUUACACUAGUAAAAUUCUUCAUUUCUUGUCCUAAAAGGUGUCUUACUGUUUCUGACAGAGAAAUUCUGAGGCAUGGUUGCAGUUCACUGGUAAGUGAACUGAUCACUCCUUUCAGCUCACUAAUGCUUGCUCAACAUGGUAGGAGGACAGAAGUAGUAAUUAAAAGUCUGUUAGCUGACUAGUAUGUUUUCUUACGUGUAGUGAGAGUGCAGAGGUUGAAUAAGUAUGGGAGAUACUAAAAUAUGAGAGAACUAAGUUGUUCUGUGCUGUGCAUCUUACAUUUUACUCUUCUUGAUAUAUAUUACCACUGUGAUAGGAAGUAAAUAUAAAAGCCUUUUUUUGUUUGUUUGUUUUUUAGUAGAACUUCAGUAAUGCACAUGGCAGUUUUUCAGGUGGCGAAGUAUCCAUAGAAACUCAAAACGUUAUGAAGAAGCAAGUUUGGUAUAUGAGCUUUAAGCGGUAAUAACCUGCCUGUUGUUGUGUAAGCCUCUUAGUUGGUGCAAGCUGGAUCUGUGGUUCAACAGCUGAAUGAUAAUGAGUUAAGCAUCUGCCAGAAAGUAUAGUUUCUAAUCUGGUAAUCUCAAUCUUUUGAUAACGAGCAAGUACACAAUUUCAGUUGUGUAAAUAUUUUUAUUUUCAGUGUAGUUUUUCUAAAGUGCUAAAAACUUCUCUAGAAAGUAUUUUUGACAAAUGGUUCCAAAGAAAUUCACAAUGAUGGUGAUUUUCGGUUAAAAAGAAAAAAAAUGCAAACCAGAAACCUUUUAUCCAUCUCAGUUUAAGGCUGAUACCAGUUUUUGUAAAAUCGACUUUGGAAAAGUUUGGAAAUCCAAUUGAAAGAGUUUGUCAUGUGGUAGUAACUGCGGUGCCCUUGCUAGUAUUUAAGGUGUAGAAAAUAAAGUACAAUUAAUAACAAGUAGCAAUGUCAGAAAUUCUGCAGCUAAGUAACUUCCAUCUCCAGUGUGUUACAAGGUUUUCUUAGAUAAAACCAGAUUGGUUUACUUCGUUUAUGCCUAAUCAGUUUAUAGGAAUAUUUAAGUGUCAAUUAUGAACAAACUCUUAGCAACAGAGCUCUUAAGCAGCAGUACUUGGGAGUGAUCAGUUUCUCAAGCUGGUGGCUUCAUCAGUGCCUUCUUAGAGUUGUCAUUUAACUCUGUUGCCUUGUCUGCAAGGAGUCUGGUUUAGUUGUCUUGCCAGUUGUGAACCAUAGUGUCGUGACACAAAGCACAGUCAUUUUCUAGACUGCUUUACAGCUAUGUAAAUUGGAACAAGAACUCUAAUCUAGCGUGAGCCAGCUUAGAUCACUGAGAAUUGGUUCCUGCGAAGAAAAAAAGAUUAAUAGCUUAGAAGUUGAAAGCUAACAUUGUACUGGGGUUUAAGAUUGCAGUUUUAUGUAAAAAAAUUGCAGUUACUCUAAUCUGGAGACACUACUGCUUUCUCCCCCGAUUUUUAUAUUUUUGUAGAAAGAACAACUGGCUUCAGCAGUGAUUGGCCAUGUAUCAGUGGUAAUACUUGCCUGAGCUUAUAUUUUACAGUAAUUGCUGCAAAGUUAACUGGGUUUCUUGGUUUGGUUAUUGGGUUUUUCCCCCUCUUUUAGAUAUAUCUGGAUAAGUUUUAUGGUACCCGCAUUUUAGCUGUUACUACCAGCAUUUCUUAGAAAUAGUUCUGAAGGGGAUAGGUAAUAAGUCUUUAUCAGUAGCAACACUUAAAUUACAUAGAAAAAUUGUAUGGGGUUUUGAGGAUUUUGAAAGAUCCUUGACAAUAAAAAAUAGAACUUGGUCAUCACUAAAAUUCAGUAGGACUGUCAGCUCUUGCAUUUCUGUAUUAGCUAGUGCAUGGAGACAGAAACAUGCUUUUGAGGGAUACUUUUGUGAUGCCAUUGUGCAAUGAAGUUCAAGUUAGCUAAAUGUGAGUAGCUUUUUGUUUUCUUAACUGGCCUGUUGCUUAUGCUUCAAAAUGUGAACCUGAAAAUGUUUUCACGGUGUAGUUCAAACAGCAAAGAGUGAUGGGUGUAUGAUAAUAUUGCUACCCAUUGUGCAAUUGUACCAUAUGCCUGGGGCAACAGUUGUAGUUUAACCAAAUAAUUAUAUAUAUUAGGACGAUAUUGUUGUCUUCUGUUGUUUUCUGGGAACUUGUUUAGCCACUAUGAAGAAAAACCCCUGAGCACAAUGUGAUCAAUACUUCAUAAUUAGUGGCAGGUGCUCUGCAGGCCAUAAUGAUGAACUGUCCUUGAAAAUCAUCAGGGAAUUAUUUUUUGCCAUUUUGCAGCUCCUUCAGGAGUUGCACAGCUGGCAGAGCAUAUUGCCCAUCACCACGCCAGACUUGGCAUUUGAAAGCCUGCCAGAUUGCUCUGUGCUGUUGCGCUAGCCAUGGGUCAGUGAUUUUCAACAGUAUGAAGAUAGUAAAUGUUCUAUUUUUUUUUUU